Messenger RNA from Cryphonectria parasitica EP155, 3623 nucleotides. RefSeq names its product phosphoribosyl transferase domain protein. Gene Ontology annotation, molecular function: phosphomevalonate kinase activity; FAD binding. Gene Ontology annotation, cellular component: cytoplasm. The record is from RefSeq and is a predicted model, not a curated record. The coding region runs from base 1 to 3543 and encodes 1180 amino acids. The transcript has a single exon. Lineage: Eukaryota; Fungi; Ascomycota; Sordariomycetes; Diaporthales; Cryphonectriaceae. Gene Ontology annotation, biological process: cholesterol biosynthetic process.
AUGGCUACUCUCGGCACUCUAAAGCAAGCUCUCAGACAGAAAUGUACAGCAGCAAAGUUGCCCUCCACACAACCAUUGUCCGACGCACAAUACAGCGCUGGCUUCGAUAUCUUACUGCAAGACUUGGGAUGGAUGACUUAUCAAGACUUCAUCAUCCCUCAAUUAUCCCAGCUAUUAGCUUCUCUUGUCGACUCGCGCCGCCAUAUUUCAGUGCUGGAAAUCGGACCCGGCCCUAAAAGCGUACUUGGGUAUCUUUCUGCUCCUCUGAGAAGGGGAAUUAGGAGAUACUCUGCAGUUGAGCCUCGUGGCUUGUUUGCUACAAGAUUGGAAAAAUGGGUUUGUCCUUCCUCGGAGACGGAGUCCCCUCUGCCCUGCCUGGAGAGCCCGCCCGGCAUCUACCAAACCUCCUUCAACCUCGACAGCGACUUCACAAGCAGCGGGACCGGCACCAGUCGUGAUGAUGAGAAGUUUGACAUCAUCCUAUUUUGCCACAGCAUGUACGGAAUGGAACCAAAGCGCAGCUUUAUUGAACGGGCGCUGGAGAUGCUUGACGACCGGCUACAAGGCGGAAUGGUAGUAGUUUUCCAUCGAGACGGAAGCUUACACCUCGACGGCUUAGUGUGCCAUCAAACGACCUGCUACCCUAUCGGAGUCACUCGGGUGACAGAUAACGAGGAGGUGCUGGACUGCUUUGCUCCUUUCAUUGCAGGAUUCAUCAUGCUUGAUAUCGACAUGGACAAGAGAGUCCGAGCUGAGUGGCGUGAGGUGUGCCGUGCCUUGGGUCGUCGUGACGAAGACCACCCAGACCAUCUUGUGUUCAGCUCUCCCGAUGUUAUGGCGACCUUUACCAGAGGUGCAACCAUGUUGGGGGAGCUGACGGCACAGGUGCCGUUGGUGUCGAUCCAAGACAAGACAAUCAAGAACCGGGAAGCUCGCCUCCACCGCCCCGCGUCGAUUGUUCGGCCGACAGAGAUUCUACACGUCCAGAAAUGCGUGCGAUGGGCUUUGAAGUAUAAGGCUAGCCUUACCGUCCUCGGCGGGGGUCACAGCAGCCACUGUGUCUUACCAAAUGUAGUCUCGAUCGACAUGGCCGCAUUUGACCAAAUACAUCUCCACCCGGUCGCGGACGAUGAAGCCAAAUUCAGUUCCUCUUCCGGCUCCGCUUCCGACAAGUUGGUUGUCGCUGGGGCCGGCUGCAACACUGGUGAUAUCGUCCGUAAAACCAUGGCGGCAGGCGUCAUAGUGCCCCUGGGGGGCCGCCCAAGCGUGGGAGCGGGGCUGUGGUUACAAGGCGGCAUUGGCCACCUGGCUAGGAAGCAUGGGCUCUCAUGUGACGCUGUCGUCGGCGCUGUGAUGGUCAGCGCGGCCUCUGGUCAGGUCUUGUACAUCGGUCGUGUACCAAGCCAAUUCCGGCCAGCUGGUGCGGUGCGCCCGGAAAAUGAACAUGACCAGCUCUGGGGAAUAAAAGGUGGAGGAACCAACUUUGGCAUCGUCAUCAGCGUUAUCUUCAAGUCUUACGCGGCUCCAAAAUACUCUGUUCGGAACUGGAUUGUCUCGUUGAGCGACAGCCAGGCGGCGCGCGUCAAACUCAGCAAUUUCGAUGAACUCGUCGCUAGGAAGCUGCCACGAAACUGUUCUGCAGAUGCGUAUCUAUACCAGGACGGCGCCGGAAAGCUGCAGCUUGGCGUGACCAUGUAUGAGUCUUCGACGACGGAGCCCCUCUCAGAAGUACCUGCAUCUGUAGUAGGUACGGUGCUGAGGCCGGAAGACAAUACCAAGGUUGUAGACAGCGUCGGCUUGUUUGAUACCGAGCUGUACAUGUCAGGGAUGCACGGCGGGCAUGGCAGCGGCAAGACCUCUUCGUUCAAGCGAUGUGUAUUCUUGAAGCACAUUGGAGGAGCGACGGUCACCAACAAUUUAAUUGCAGCUAUGGAGACGCGCCCACCGCCGCUCUGCUACCUCCAUCUCUUGCAAGGCGGCGGAGCUAUAACAGACGUGGCGGCCGAUGCGACUGCUUUCGGCUGUCGAGACUGGGACUUUGCCUGCGUCAUCACUGGUGUCUGGCCCCGUGACCAAGAUGCGACUGAAGUCGCUCGAAGCGCCGUGCGAUGGGUUUACAACGUCGCCAUGGACUUGUUACCCCUGAGUAGCGGUGUUUACGGAGCUGACUUAGGACCCGACCCCAGAGAUACCGCGCUGGCUGUCAAGGCUUUUGGAUCGAACCGGCCGCGUCUGGCUCGUCUCAAACAGGUAUCGGACCCAUUCAAUGUACUGGCACAUGCUUGUCCGCUCCCGAAAGCUCCUAUGGAACCGAAGCUCAUCAUUCUUGUCACGGGCGAGAGCUGCGCCGGCAAGGACUACUGCGCCGAAGUCUGGGUUUCGGUGUUCACGACCUUGUGCACUCAUAAUAACAGGGCCUUGACAGCAUGCGCUAUCAGUAUCAGCGAUGCAACUAAGCGAGAAUAUGCGGCAACUACCGGUGCUGACCUGAAUCGCCUGCUUGGGGACCGUGCCUACAAAGAACAACACCGCCCCGCGUUGACGGAAUUCUUCCAAGACCAAGUGCUUCAACGACCCGGGCUGCCAGAGGAACAUUUUCUCAGUGUGGUGCAUGACGCUGCCGCCUUGAACGUGGACGUGCUGCUCGUCACUGGGAUGAGAGACGAGGCACCGGUCGCAGCCUUGUCGCACCUAGUGCCAGACAGCAAAAUGCUUGAGGUUCGGGUUCAAGCUAGCCACGAGACGCAGCGUGCUCGCCAUGAAGGCCAGCUCAGCGAAGAUAAGAACGGCAAAAGUGUUGAUGGCACGGACCACAAGGACAGCAAAGAGGGAAGGUUGGACGUCACAGCCUUAGACUGCUCUCCCACCAGCAGCAGUCUCAUCUUCGACAAUGACACUACCGGGGAUAAGGCAGCAAAGAGUUUUGCCGAACACUACCUGCUUCCGUUCUUGAACGAGGACCUGCAGCGGCUGGCUGAUAUGAUGCGCCCGGUACCUGACUUUCCACGCCCGGGCAUCAUGUUCCGCCACGUACUCGACAUCGCUCAGCAGCCAGGUGGGCUGGCAACGUGCACGAGUCUUCUUCAGAGUCACUUCCUUAGGGAUUGGACAAAAGUUGAUGUAAUUGCUUGUUGCGAAGCCGGCGGUUUUGUCUAUGCAUCGGCGCUAGCUGCGAGGGUUGACAUACCGCUGGCGUUGAUUCGCGAAGCUGGCAAGCUCCCACCACCGACCGUAUCUGUCAUCAAGUCCGCAUCGCAUAUCUCGUCUUGGGCCUCGAACGACUCAAGCGAGAAGCGGAUAGAAAUGAAUCGGGAUUUGAUAUCCAAAGAUUCUUCAGUGGUGGUGAUAGAUGAUGUGCUUGCUACGGGGAAGACGCUCUGUGCAGUGCUGCAGUUAUUGGUUGAUGAAGCUGGUAUUAGUGCUGAAGAUGUUACUGUUAUGGUUGUUGCCGAGUUUCCUGCUCAUAGAGGUCGGAAACUGUUGCGCCGACAAGGGUUUGGCCAAGUUCAUAUUCAAAGCCUUGUAGUCUUGGGUGGUGCAUAAGCUGAUACGGGGAUGAUUAAUGAAACGCGAGAAAUAGAAGGUUGUGUAGAAUCUUGGAAUUAUUGUAGUGUCUAUUUCAC